AUGGUCGCACAAUAUUUGUCCUCGUGGAUGAUUACGCUUUGCAGCGUUCUUGUGUUUUCCGAAGGGUUGGCCGCCGCACCAGCUGGAGACGUAACCGCGAUUGGGAACAACAAACUGCACGUUAAGACGAUCCUGGAACCUAAAAACGGAACUGUCUGGACUGCAAACGCGACAGCCAAGAUCACCUGGAAAACAAAUGCAUCAGACCCUGAUGCCUUGCAGCCGGUCGACUUCAGGGAGCCGCUUAAUAUUCGCCUCUGGAAGAACACUGCAGACAGUGGCGGAUUCCUGCCAGUGCUCUUCGAUGAGGUGGCCUACCGCGACAACAGCUCGAUCGCUGUCAAGGUGCCGUUCCUGGAAGAAGGGGAUGGCUUCAAUGUCGUUAUCUACACGAAUGACUCUCAGAACAAGUAUUGGAGCGAGCCGUUCGUGGUCGGGCUAAGCAAUUAG
Messenger RNA from Trametes versicolor FP-101664 SS1, 450 nucleotides. RefSeq lists its product as uncharacterized. The coding region runs from base 1 to 450 and encodes 149 amino acids. The record is from RefSeq and is a predicted model, not a curated record. Lineage: Eukaryota; Fungi; Basidiomycota; Agaricomycetes; Polyporales; Polyporaceae. The transcript has 4 exons.